AUGAGUCCUCUCUUCAGUCUCUCACGCGAGCUUCGCGCUCAAAUCAUCGAGCAUGUGCUCAAUGCCACGGCAAGUCCACCGGAAUUCCCUCCCAAAUCAGACGCCAUCAUCUAUUCCGACAUAAAAUACAGGGCGUGGGUCGGACACCGCCAUGCAUACUACAGUCAACGUCCCAGUUCCCUCACCCCAAAUUGUCUCCCACUCCUGCUCGUGAACCGUCAGCUGUCAAACGAGACACGAGCUUUGAUCACCUCUAGAGCCCCAGACUAUGCUCUCGACAUCGCCAUCGAGGAUGAGUGCUUCGUCUAUCUGACCUGGUUGUCGGUGCCCUUCCUGUCGGGGCAUAUCUCAACCCUCACAGUAACGGUCCGACUUUUUGGAUCCGUUAUCCCUGACCAUCUGCUCAAACACCAACUCGGCAGCGAUGGUCGCGUGGGGUUCCACUACACCUUGCUCGCAGUGCUGGAACGGUUCGUCCGCUACGGCCCAGUAAGGGAGAAGCGUUGCUUCGGUACAAAUGUGGAAUUUGAGGACCGAGAUCUGUGGAUUGAGAGGAUAGUCCUAGACUUCCAGUCCCGACCAGCCUUCAAUAUGUACACCGGGAAGGAGCUCAUCUUUCCACCGGCUGACAUUGGCUGUUGGAGGUGGCAGGCAAGGCAUAGGGGGAACCGAGUCCGGGCAGGGAGUGAGCUCACAUACCAGGCUUCCAGCUAUAAGUCUCGGCCAGAAUGGAUGGCUGAGCUACUGGAAAGCUGGGUAUACUGGGCCGUCAACAAGUCGGACCGGUUUGCGAAGGAAUGGGGGAGCCCUCUAUUGGACCAUGUCGAGAUGCUGGUCAUGCUCGUGGAGGGGAACCAUUUCGCCGAUUACGAAAUCAUACCGGACCCGUCCAGCUCCGACCCUUCUUCAAUUGCUUCCAGCUCCGGCGUUCCUGAGAGCGAGUGA
This is a messenger RNA of Penicillium oxalicum, 945 nucleotides long. RefSeq lists its product as uncharacterized. The record is from RefSeq and is a predicted model, not a curated record. Lineage: Eukaryota; Fungi; Ascomycota; Eurotiomycetes; Eurotiales; Aspergillaceae. The transcript has a single exon. The coding region runs from base 1 to 945 and encodes 314 amino acids.